Molecule: messenger RNA, 583 nt
Organism: Meloidogyne enterolobii
Lineage: Eukaryota; Metazoa; Nematoda; Chromadorea; Rhabditida; Meloidogynidae
Source: the annotation of a GenBank genome assembly
UUUUGGAAUGGUUUUGGUAUUGUUGGAUAGAGCAUAAAAUAGGCUAUAAAUGAGGAUAAUAAAAAAAUUUUGAGUUAAUAAAGAAAAAAGUUAUUGAGAAAAUAUAGGCGUUUUUGGGAUAAAAUGUCCGAUUUUUUUGUUUUUUAUUUUUUAAAUUUUUCCUAAUUAAUCCUAAAUUUUUGUUUUUGUCCUCAUUUGUAGCAAAUUUAAUUCUCUAUCGAAUGAUACCAAAACCUUAUCUGAACCCUUACCCACUCAAAAGUUAUGGGGUCUAGACUCUACUGUACCCGGCUGUCUCUUAUCCACGCGACCGUUCUCCCUUUCCCUCUCCUUUCCCCUACACAUUUUCUUUUAUUCUUUCACCUAGUAAUUUUCAGUCACAUUCACCCCUUUUCAUUUUUUUAUCUUCCUUACAAACGUUUUAUGGCGGCAUAAACUCCUCUAUAUUUUUUUUGCUCCCAGCUGCGCUUUAUCUUUAUUCUCUCCCUUCUUUUUCUAGCUUUGGCCAAUCCUCAGCUUUUUAUUUUUAUUUUCUCGGGUCUAAAAUCAUAAUUCUAAUGCUACACCGUUAUUUUAUAUAUUU